GCGGGGCGGGUGGCUGCAGACAGGCGGGUCGGGCUGACGCGCCGCGCUUGCUCCGCGCUCCGCGCUCGGCUCUGCGAGCAAGGGCCGCGAUCCCCGCCGCCCCAUGGCCGGGUUGCGCGAUCGCCUGCCCAGCCUGAUGCCCGCCAUCCGCUCCCUGCUCUACUGGUCCCUGGUCUACUGCUACUGCGGGCUGUGCGCCUCGAUCCACCUGCUCAAACUUUUGUGGAGCAUCAGCAAGGGACCGGCGCAGACCUUCCGCCGGGUGGCCCGGGAAAACCCUCCCGCGUGCCUGAACGACCCCUCCCUGGGUACCCACUGCUACGUGCGGAUCAAGGAUUCGGGGUUAAGAUUUCACUAUGUUGCUGCAGGGGAAAGAGGCAAACCACUCAUGUUGCUGCUUCAUGGAUUUCCAGAGUUCUGGUAUUCUUGGCGUCAUCAACUGAGAGAAUUUAAAAGUGAAUACAGAGUUGUUGCGCUGGAUUUGAGAGGCUAUGGAGAAACAGAUGCUCCUGUUCAUCAAGAGAAUUAUAAACUGGACUGUCUAAUUACAGAUAUAAAGGAUAUUUUAGACUCCUUGGGGUAUAGCAAAUGUGUUCUGAUUGGCCAUGACUGGGGAGGCAUGAUUGCCUGGCUAAUUUCCAUCUGUUAUCCUGAAAUGGUGAUAAAGCUUAUUGUUAUUAACUUCCCUCAUCCGAAUGUAUUUACAGACUAUAUUUUACGACACCCUGCCCAGCUGUUGAAAUCUAGCUUUUAUUACUUCUUCCAAAUACCACGGUUUCCAGAAUUUAUGUUCUCAAUAAAUGACUUCAAGGCAUUGAAACACCUAUUUACAAGUCAGAGCACCGGCAUUGGAAGGAAAGGAUGCCGACUGACAACAGAAGAUCUUGAAGCUUACGUUUAUGUCUUUUCUCAGCCUGGAGCACUAAGUGGUCCAAUUAACCAUUAUCGAAACAUUUUCAGCUGCCUGCCUCUCAAACAUCACAUGGUGACUACUCCGACACUACUCCUGUGGGGAGAGAAGGAUGCAUUUAUGGAGGUUGAGAUGGCUGAAGUUACAAAGAUUUAUGUUAAAAACUAUUUCCGACUCACCAUUUUGUCAGAAGCUAGCCAUUGGCUUCAGCAAGACCAACCUGACAUAGUGAACAAGUUGAUAUGGACAUUUCUAAAAGAAGAAACAAGAAAAAGAGACUGACUUUUCUUUAUCUUCUAUGAGGAAUCUAUGAUGGAAUCUCUGAAUACUUAAAAAAAUUUGUUCAUCUGUUUAUGUUUCAUCAGGAAAAAAUUUGUUUUAAUAUCUGUGAUCAUAAAUAAAUAUAGUGACAAAUGGUAUGGAAAAA
Molecule: messenger RNA, 1337 nt
Organism: Nannospalax galili (Upper Galilee mountains blind mole rat)
Lineage: Eukaryota; Metazoa; Chordata; Mammalia; Rodentia; Spalacidae
Gene: Ephx4
Product: epoxide hydrolase 4
Exons: 7
Coding region: 104-1192 (362 amino acids)
Molecular function (GO): hydrolase activity
Source: RefSeq, a predicted model, not a curated record